Molecule: messenger RNA, 1101 nt
Organism: Pyrus x bretschneideri (Chinese white pear)
Lineage: Eukaryota; Viridiplantae; Streptophyta; Magnoliopsida; Rosales; Rosaceae
Exons: 6
Coding region: 180-809 (209 amino acids)
Biological process (GO): positive regulation of ATP-dependent activity; protein folding
Cellular component (GO): cytosol
Molecular function (GO): ATPase activator activity; protein-folding chaperone binding
Source: RefSeq, a predicted model, not a curated record
GUUUCAGUUUCACCCUAAACCCCAACCCCAAUUAAGAGCUUCCUAUCCCUGUUGUUGUCGACCGUCGCUCCUUCCUACCUCCACCACUCUGAGUCUCUGCCCUUUGCCCUCCGCCCUCUGAUUAAUAAAAUUAAUUUCCUAGUAGAAUAAGAUUAAGAAUAAUAACAAGGAAGGAUAGGAUGGAGGGCGAAGGAGCAUUGUCGCCGCCGUCUUCGUCGGAGAACAGGAAAGAAGAAGAGCAGCAGGGAGCGUCGUACACCUAUUGGGUGAGGCAAGUGACGGAGGAUGCGGCGCCUCUGCCUGUUCCUCGAAAGCUCUCACCUCAGGACAUUACCUCCGCCCAGUCCCACCCUUCCAACCUCGGUUCUCUCUGGAAUCGGGCUGGAACUUGGGAGGAGAAGAAUGUGAAUAAAUGGGCAACCGAUAGAAUAAGGGAGUUGAUUGCAUCGGUGGGUUCCUUGGAGUUCUCAGGUGGUAUAGCAGAAAUAUCACAUGUCUCUAAAUGUGUAGGAGAUGCAUUCUUGGUGACGGUGCGAAACAAGAAACGUGUUGGCUACACCUAUGAACUAACCUUGAAAGUCAAAGGGGAGUGGGUAAUUGAGGAGGAGAAAAAGAUGAUCAAGGGCCAGAUAGAUAUCCCAGAGUUCUCGUUUGGGGAGCUAGAUGACUUGCAGAUGGAGGUGAAAUUGAGUGAAGAGAAGGAUCUUCUACAUCAAGAUAAGUUACGUGUUAGCCAGGAUUUGAAGCUAUUUUUGCAGCCUGUUCGUGAGAAAUUGCUUCAAUUUGAACAGGAACUCAAAGAAAUUUAGAAGAGUGGCAGCUUCAGUUCUGUUAAGGGCAAGAACCAAGGUUCUUAUCUGUACUUUGAUUUCAUAUUUAACUGGAAACUAUUAUUUCCAAUGCAUGUAAUGAAGAGUUGAGAUGGAGGCAAAAGCUUUUUCCAUCAAGGGUUAGAACUUUUAACACCGUUAUGUUUGUUUACAAGUGGACUCGGUGAGUGUAUUGAAUUAUGCACUAGUAAGCAUCAACUGUGACACUGAACAUCUGUUCGUUGUGUUUUAAAUUGUGGAUUUUAGUGUAAAAUGCUCAAUUUGAUUUUAA